Messenger RNA from Aspergillus sclerotioniger CBS 115572, 1296 nucleotides. RefSeq names its product glycosyltransferase family 69 protein. The record is from RefSeq and is a predicted model, not a curated record. Lineage: Eukaryota; Fungi; Ascomycota; Eurotiomycetes; Eurotiales; Aspergillaceae. Bases 1 to 1296 code for a protein of 431 amino acids. The transcript has a single exon.
AUGGGCUCCUUCAGACUCCCCACGUUAUGGCGACGGCUUUCGCUCGUCCUGGGGGGCCUCGUCAUCGUCUGCUUCCUCUAUUCCACUUACGACAGCAGCUGGACACAAUGGCAGGCACCGGUGCCGGUUACCUCGUGCACAGGAUUCGAUCUGGCAUCGGUAUCCGAAGAUCUCCACGAUCGAAUGAAGGCAGAAAGCGACUACACUCCGGCAGAAAUUGACCAGUUCGUCUGCGGCAUCGUCAACCACGACAUGAGUGCAUCCGCCCAGCUCGAGUGUCCCGCAACCAUCAGCCCGCGAUACCAGACCCUAAUCCCCACCGAUGCCGGAACAUCCCCAGAAAUCGCAUACUUCUUCACCCUCAACCUACACCAAGUGAUACACAUCAUCCUCCCGCUCAUGGGAAGUAUACUCGAGGCGAUUCGAUACUUGGGACCGGAGCACUGCGCUUUGUCAAUUGUGGAGGGCCGGUCCACGGAUGGGACAUAUGAAAUCUUGGCCAGUCUGAAGGCAGAGCUGGAUGUCUUGGGAGUCCGCUACUAUCUAUCCCGGAGCUCAUUGAAUCCGCUCGGACCGGGAGAAGAUCGCAUUAAGGAUCUGGCCGAGCUACGGAAUAUGGCUCUCGAGCCCCUCAUCACCGGCGUCAAGCAGAAGAACGCACCCUUUGCCCACGAUCCUAUGAUUAUAUUUAUCAACGACAUUGGCAUCUGUGCGGAGGACAUCCUCGAGUUGGCAUAUCAGCAAAAGGUGCAAUCGGCAUCUAUGACAUGCGCGUUUGACUGGAGGGAGGAGGGCGUCAUCCACGAUGUUUGGGUGUCGCGCGAUCUGGCCGGUGAUCUUUUCUUCGACAUUUCCUCCGACGGGCGCAUAUGGGACUCUCACAACCUGUUCUCACAUCACGAAGACAGUCGCCAGCGUUUCUCGAAGCAUCUCCCGGUGCAGGUAUUCAGUUGCUGGGGUGGAAUGGUCACAUUGGACAGUGGGCCGUUCAUAGAUGGCCAGGUUCGAUUCCGCUAUUCGGAGGAGGAUGAGUGCUACCAAGGAGAGCCAACUCUGCUGGCUCAGGACCUCUGGCGGCAAGGCAUGGGAAAAGUGCUUGCAGUGCCCGCCGUGAAUGUCGCGUAUGAAUAUCGCUGGACAUUAAGGGCCAAACAGGACAAGGGCUAUGUCCAUGACAUCGUCAACAAGCCGCGCUAUAAAGGUCACGACGAACUCGUACGUUGGCAGGAAGAACCGCCCAAAAAGAUCAAGUGUAUGCCCAGCUGGGAUAAACAGUCCUGGGUGGACGCUAUCUAG